AUGAAGGCAUUCAAGCUUAAAAACAUAUUCGCGAAGGCCGAGGACCGGCCCACGCCACCGCAGAUUUACAACUGGCGCAUCUACGGCACCGCGCUCGUUGCGUCGACCGCCAGUGUGCUCAUCGGGUACGACACAGGCUUCGUGGGCGGGUGCUUCGCCAACAAGUACUUCCUAGCGAACUUCGGGCUCGUGGAGGGUGAGGCCAGGACCGACGACACCAUCUCGAACCUGAUCUCGUGCUUUCACGCGGCCGCGUUUUUCGGCGCGCUUUUUUCCUAUCCGCUAUCGCACUACUGGGGUCGCAAGAGGGCGCUCAUCAUCGCGGCUGCUGUGGCAACCGUGGGCGCGGCAGUGAUGCUGGGCAGCGUUACAGGCCACCUGGCGCCUAUGUACAUUGGAAGAGUGUUCACAGGUCUCACUGUGGGAGCCUCCACCAACCUGACUGUGGUGUACCUCAGUGAGGUCUCCCCUGCCCCGAUCCGUGGCCAGAUCAUCGCCGCUUUCGAAAUCGGCUGGCGUGUGGGUGACCUAGUGGGCUUUUGGAUCAACUACGGCAUCAACCAGCACAUCGCGCCCGGUAACAAACAAUGGAUCAUCCCCGUGGGUGUACAAGUCAUACCCGCGGCUCUAUUUUUCAUUGGCUCCCUUAUUAUGUGCGAGUCUCCUCGUUGGCUCUUCCAAAUGCACCGCGACCAGGAGGCCAUCAAGAAUUUGUGCUUCUUGCGCAACUUGCCAGACGACGACGGUUACAUGAUCUGGGAGAUUAAUUCUAUCCGUGAAUCGAUAGCGACACAAAACGAAGAAAUUGGACCCGGCUUGCUUGAUCCUGCCAGAGAGGUGUUCAUCAGAAAUAGGAAAUACGCCAAGAGGCUUGUGAUUAGUAGCAUUUUGCUUGUUAUUCCUAAUUUUAUGGGUAUUCAGUCCAUCAACUACUACUCCCCAAAGAUAUUCAGUAGUAUCGGUGUGAAAGGAACAAAUGCUACACUGUUUUCAUCCGGCAUGUUUGGUGUAGUGAAGUUCAUUUGCACAUUUAUCUACAUUUUAUUCAUCGUUGACAACCUCGGUAGGCGAAAGGCAUUCCUGGCUUCCGCCUCUAUGUGCUCUUUAUGCUUUUGGUACCUCGGCGCCUAUUUGAAGGUGAACGAUCCUACUAAGCCCGGCGCGACGCCCAAACCAGGAGGCAAGGCAGCGAUAGGCUUUAUGUUCAUCUGGACGGCGUCAUUUAUUCUCGCGUUCUCGGGCGGUCCUUUCGUGUGGAGUUCCGAGGUUUUCGAACAGAACAUCAGAACGUUUGUGCAGGCCAUAAACGCCGCCAUGUCCUGGGUUCCUAUCUUCAUCAUGACAAGAUUGACAACAACUAUGAUCGACCACAUGAAAUAUGGAAUUUUCUUUUUCUUUGCGGCCAUAGCCGCUCUAGCGAUACCCUUCGUCUUCUUCUUUGUUCCUGAAACAAAAGGUAUUGCCCUCGAGGACAUGGACCAGCUCUUUGCCAGAGGUCUCCCAGCAUACAAGGCGCACAAGGUGGUUACAUCGAAGUCCGAGGACACUGUUUUGGAGAUACAAAACUCGGCUUCUCAAUUUUUCUCGGACCAGGGCUCCAAGAAGGGUACUCAGAAGCUCGUCGAAGACGCCGACGUCGGGGAAUCGGCUUCAAAGGUAUAA
This is a messenger RNA of Lachancea thermotolerans CBS 6340, 1662 nucleotides long. Its product is annotated as sugar porter family MFS transporter. NCBI's taxonomy places the organism in Eukaryota, Fungi, Ascomycota, Saccharomycetes, Saccharomycetales, Saccharomycetaceae. The transcript has a single exon. Bases 1 to 1662 code for a protein of 553 amino acids. Gene Ontology annotation, biological process: transmembrane transport; carbohydrate transport. Gene Ontology annotation, cellular component: membrane. The record is from RefSeq and is a predicted model, not a curated record. Gene Ontology annotation, molecular function: carbohydrate:proton symporter activity.